Molecule: messenger RNA, 3217 nt
Organism: Penaeus chinensis
Lineage: Eukaryota; Metazoa; Arthropoda; Malacostraca; Decapoda; Penaeidae
Product: monocarboxylate transporter 9-like
Exons: 11
Coding region: 117-1949 (610 amino acids)
Biological process (GO): transmembrane transport; monocarboxylic acid transport
Molecular function (GO): monocarboxylic acid transmembrane transporter activity
Source: RefSeq, a predicted model, not a curated record
GCCGAGUAUGAGGUAAGCUUAGUCCGCUCUGACUGCCGUUUCGAGGCGUAUCUGAAGGAAGAUUUUCGGGAGAAUCUCUUUUCGAAAUUAACGAGGAAAAAUAGGGUUUAACGAAGAUGGGAGGCAGUCAAAGCAAGAGAAAACUGGUCCCCAACCGCCCUCUCACCCGCCCACAGAUCGCCGAGGAAGCGCCGCCCACGAGCACCCGCCCACGCCCCGUCCGCCCCACGCCCAAGGCCUCCGGAAGUGGGCGUGGUGGCAGCCCGAAGCCCAAGAUGGUUCCUCCUGAUGGGGGGUGGGGGUGGAUGGUUGUGUUCGGGACGGCUCUGACAGUGUUCUUCUUCCCCGCCAUGACCGUGGCCUUCGGCGUUCUGUUCAGCGAUCGCCUCGAGGAGAUGGGAGCAGGCAAGACCGAAUUCACUAUCAUUGGAAAUUUGCUGAGCAGUGUGUGGAGUUUCGUGGCUCUGCUGAUGGCCCCGAUAACCGAAUUAUUUGGAUAUCGGAGCGUGACGAUCGUAGGCGGCCUUCUGUCCUUCAAAACCAUGCUGCUCUCGGCCUACUGCACCAACCUGACCUCCUUCACUUUCUCCUAUUCUGUUCUCGGGGGUAUUGCCGGAUCACUAUCAACUUUCAACGGGUUCGCUAUUAUCCCUCAGUAUUUCCAGAAACGAAAAGGUUUAGCCAACGGUAUAGUGGCUUCAUGUUCGGCCUUGGGAAAGAUUGCCAUGGCCCCUUUACUUCGUCUGUUGCUUGACGUCUACGGGUAUACCUGGGCAUGCCUCAUUGUCGGCGCCCUGUCACUACACACCUGUUUUGCUGGCAUGCUGUAUCACCCGCCCGAAUGGCAUUUAGUUCCCCAGAAAGACCAAGACCCAGAGAUCGACGCCCCGCUUCCGAUGCCCGGCAGCCUCAGCUCGACAGACGUGGUGAUCUCGGAGAACGGCAUCGUCGAGGAGCAUCGUCAUGGCCAGCAGCCUCAGCCUCAACGACAGGGCGAGAGGAAACGCAACUCUACCCCGGGCGCGAGGUCGAUCGAAGAGGAGGAGGAGGAAGAGGAGAAUGUGCUCUUCGUGAUGCCCGCUACGGCGGCUUCUGCGACGGCCCCUCCGUCAGGCCCGAGGAGGGACGACGAGGUGGUCCUCUUCUCGAGACAGACUUCGAAGGCGGCGACGGCGAAAGGCGUUUCCGAUUCGGGCUUGAGGAAGGUCGAUUCAGCGAUGUGCCUAGGGAGUUCGAUUCCCAUGUUGAUACCGAUUGAUAACAAGGUCUAUCAAGAGGACCAGGGCCACGGGAAGAAGAGUUGCUGUGACGAUUUCGUGGUUGUGAAGGUCUUCACGAUGCUCAAGUACUCACUCCUCAAAGACCCCUACUUCCACCUCGUCGCAUGGCCCAACGCCCUCUGCCUUACUGCCUACGUCAACUCCAUGUACGCGCUGCCAGGCUACGUAAAAAGCCUCGGGUACACACCUUAUCAAAGCGCUUUUGCCAUUUCGGUGUUCAGUGUUAGUGAGGCGGUCCUGAGGCUCACGAUCGCCGUUCUCUCUGACAUGAACUGGUUCCCUAUAGAGGCUGCCUAUACCGCUGGCUUUAUUUUUGCUGCCUUGAGCACUGGGCUACUGCCCCUCAUCCCCUCGUACGAGUGGAUCCUGACCUGCCAGGUGUUCAACGGGCUGGCCAUGAGUCUCGCCAGUGUCCUGUUCAUCCACGUGGCCCUCAAGUAUCACCCGGUGGAGAACUACGCCCAGGUCAUCGGCUUCUGUUCCAUCUUUAAUGGGAUUUCAUUGUUUUUCCUUGGGUCGGUUAUUGGAUUCGUAGCUGACAAGCUGGGGCAUAAUGGGGCCUACUACCUCAUUGGGUCAAUUGCAGCCGUUGCAGCUGGUAUAUGGAUUGUUCGACUUGUUUGUACUUUUAGAAAAGAUUAUAAAUCAGUCCCUGCGCCUUCUCAGUAAUAGUUGUUAUCUUUUCGAAUAGAUUAGAAUAGAAUAGAUUUUUUCUCUCUCUCGCUUUCUUUCGUUCAAUACGUGUGUGUGUGUUUUGUUUGUUCGUUGAUUUGUUCCAAAUGGGUUGUAUAUAUCCUUCUUUUCUCUUAUUUAUGAUUUCAUUUGUGUUAUGAUCGUGUCCUUUUCUAGUUACUUUUGUUUUUUUUAUCUUCAUUAUCAUCAUCAUCAUCAUCAUCAUCAUCAUGGUCAUCCAUUCCCUCAUUCUUCAUCUUCGUAAUAUUUUUUUUUUCUUCGCCUUUCUUAAUUUCUCACUUCACUGUUUUUCUUCUCAUCUCUUUAUAUCUUUUGAAUUACAAAUGAAUUGACAUAUCUGAAUUACCCAUUAUAGAAAGGGAAUUUAUGUAAUGUGAAUAAUGAGUCUGAAGUGAAUAAAUGGUAAUUAAUAAGAAUAAUUAAAAAUGUAAAUAAAAAUGCAUAAUUUUUUGUAUUAGACUGAGCAUGCAUCUUUUUAUUCAGAAAAACAUUUGUUUUAAGAGUUGAUCUAGAAAUUGGUAUCAGAAUUUAAAACUUAAUUUUAGUGCUAAGUAUAUAUUCUGAUUUUUAUUUUAGACUAUAUGCAUAUUUAUUAUUUUCUCAUAUAGUAUAUAUCAUACAGUGUAUUAUUACACAAGUUAUACCUUAUUGUAUCAACUGUACAUAGUUAUUGUAUUUGUUAAAUAAUCAGUCUAUGAGGUAUAAUGGUAUCAAUUUAUGCCAUAAUGUUUGUAAUUAUAGAAAUAGUUUUUAUUUCAAAAGCAUAAUUUCCACCUUUACUGCAUACCUUGUGAGAGCGUUGAUGGAGCCUAGACUUCGGAUCAAGAUGUCUGUAACAAAUUUAUUAACCAUGGCAACAUCUGCACUUCAGUUCAAUUUGGCAAAUCUCCUAUUUGUAUUGCAAUUUUGUAUAAAGUCUUACAUCAUGAUAUGCUGGUAAUCAUUAAUGACUAACUCCAAUCAACGCCGAAGUCAUGCCUUUAGCGUCACAUUCGUAUCAUUUGUUCGAAAGUAGGCAAUAAUACGGUAUUUAUAUUUUAGCAGAUUUUUUUUUUUCUUUAUAUGGAAAUACUGUAUAAUAAAAAAAUGUUUUAGUAAAAAAAUAUCUGUAAUUUAGAAGGCUCCAGCUUGCUAUGUGUAAUUAAUUCUAAGAUGUACAUAGUCAUAGAAUAAAUCAUUGUAAUUAACCCAGCUCCAGUGGGACAUGCUGUAACAGAUAUAGAAAAAUAAACAUGAAUAUGAAU